AUGGUAUUUCGUUUGUUAACUAUUCGUACUCUUUUAAUUUGGAUUCUUAUUACUAUGUUCACAUAUGCAAUCUUUAUACAAAGGUUAUUUUCAGCUAAGUCUUCUCAUAUGACAAAUAAUAUAAUAGAUUCUUCUUCUUCAACAUGGCAAAGUAAACGAUCAAAAUCUCCUCCAUCAGUUUUGAUAGAUGCACCUAUAUAUGAUGAACUUCUUGAAUUACAAUUUCGUCCUCUCAGGGUUUCACCAAGUGAACUUAGUAAACCAGUAUUCGAACAUAAAUAUAUAAAAAAAAGUUUAUCUUAUAAUAAAAAAUUAUUUCGUGAAUCAUCAACUCCUAUUCUAUGGUUAGAUGAGCAAAGUGAUGUUCGAUGGAAUCAAGCUGCUCAAGAUGGUAUGCUAAAUUAUCUUACUCAAAAACAAUUUCCUAAUCUAGAUCGUACUGGAAAAUCAUCAAUGAAUAAAGAAGAAAUAUUAAAUAUAUGUCGUGCACAAUCACUCUUUAUUUUAAAUGAACAUUGGUCGGGAUUUUUUAGUCGAGUACUUUGUUUCGUAGCUCAAUUUGGUCAAACACUUUAUACUCCACGUAUAGCUGUACUUCGUGGAACUCGAUUAUCAAGUGCACGUGGUGAAGUAGAUGAUUUCUUAAGUCAAGGUGUUACACGUUAUUUUUUACCAAUGUCAAUUUGUUCAGCAUAUGAAUAUCAUCCUGAAAUGAAUACUUUUAGAAAUCUUAUUCACGCACCAAAUCUAUUUCAUAUAUCAAAUAGUCGUCAAUUACAUGAACAUGGAAACAGUAUAUUAGAUCGUCCAUUUAUAUCAACAGAAUUUUGGAAAAUGGAUUAUCAUCAUGUACCUAUACGAAAAUGGUUAUUUGAUAGAAAACAAACAUCAAUAUCAUAUAAUUCUUCAAUAGAUAUUCUUUCAGAUCAUUCUAAUGAGCAUAUAUAUGCUCCAAAUAAUGAAAAAAAUGUUUCUAUUGGUGAAUGGAUUAAUAGAAAUAAACCGGAUGCAUUUUCUUCUGAUCUUUUACCAAAUAAGGGUAAUUACAAAUUAACAUGGAAAGAUUAUGUAUUUGGUUCAUUUCUUCGUUAUAUGUUUGUAUUAUAUUUUGGCUCACAAAAUUCUCCACGUAUUGAAUUUGGUGUUCGAAUAUUAACUCAAUAUUGGUUAAGUUAUUUAACUGAUAAAUAUUCUAUAUCUUCUAAUAUUUCUAUAUUUGAUCAACUUGCUGGUUUAUAUAUUCGUCGAGGAGAUAAAUCAAUUGAAGAUUCAUUUUGGCGGAAACAUAAUCAUUGGCGUAAUAUUUCACUUUACGUUAAAGGUAUUGUUGAUGAAGAACAACGUCGAAAUAAAACUUUUAAAUAUAUUUUUAUUAUGACAGAUGAUAAAUCUGUUAUAAAAGCGAUGCAAGAUUAUGCAAAAUCAGAUCCAAACGGUACUGAUGAAUCAUAUGCACGAGUACAUUUACGUGAAAGAGAAAUUCUUUAUAAUAUAUUGGCACCACAGGAAUGUUUUGAUCCAUUUGUUCGUAUUGGAUUUGAACAAUUUCUUGUUAGUAUGAGAUUUUUAAUUGAACAUUCAGCUUUUACAAUUGGUCAUACAGAUUCGAAUGUUUUUCGGUUUUUUCGAGAAGUUAUUUAUGCUCAACGACAACAUCGAACAGAUGUACAAACAUUUACAUAUGUUCAAGACGCUCCAGAUUCUUUUGAAAAUAAUACAGAGACACGAACAACUAUAAAAAAUAAUUAA
Messenger RNA from Rotaria sp. Silwood2, 1749 nucleotides. The record is from the annotation of a GenBank genome assembly. NCBI's taxonomy places the organism in Eukaryota, Metazoa, Rotifera, Eurotatoria, Philodinida, Philodinidae.